Cylicostephanus goldi is the source of this 843-nucleotide messenger RNA. Lineage: Eukaryota; Metazoa; Nematoda; Chromadorea; Rhabditida; Strongylidae. The record is from the annotation of a GenBank genome assembly.
AUGACAUUUUUUCAUUUCAUCAAUUGUGUAGCCCUAGCCUAUGCUCCUUACUUCAUUGCAUACAAGUAUUCAGGUCUAAAUGAGUACAGUUCAUUUUGGCGAUGUGCUCAAGCUAGUGGCGGAUAUUUUUUGACCCAGCUAAUCAAGUUGUUAUUAUUAGCGACAUUCUUUCCAGCUGCAGAUGCUGAAGGAUUUAGCUUGUUGCCGGAAUUGCUGAAAAGUAGUGCUGAUGUCGUUGAUGUGAUUGGCAUGCAUAUAGUGAUGACGCAUCUGUUGAAUGGCAAAGGAGAGGUUCGAUUCCUAGCAGGCGGCCUUGGAUGGGGUGCAGCACAUUCGGUAGCAAGCAGCUUCAUACUUUUUUGGGUUGGAGCCAGGGCAUCUGCCUUCUCGUGGCGCUGGAUCCAGAUGGCUUUGGAUUCUUCUUUCGAUCUUGUACUGUUCGUAGCCAUGGCGGCUUUGACAUGGAUGGCAACCAGAGCAGCCAGCAGGCACUUGGUGUUUAUACUUCUCACUGCUUGCGUCUUCCACUCUUUUGUCUAUCAAGUGCUAUUCUCAGUCUUCGGUGUCCGUGGCUGGCUUAUGGUCCUAGCUCGAUUCGCCUACUCAACAGCUAUCGCAUGCGGAGCAUUCAUUGCUUAUGCUAAGUUGCGAAUUCAAGAAUACGUUUGCACAGUUCUGAUGAGCUUUUACGGAAUGGAUGCGGAUAUACCACUGUUACCAUCACAGCCUGUAGAAGAAUUCGUUAUACCUGACGGUUCACUUGUUGGUCCAGGAGAUGGAGUGGAAAUCGUACCAUCAAGUGAAUUUGUCACACCGCUGUCGCCCACGAAGCGGUUUGGGUAA